AGCAUGGCAAGAACUAUUGGGCGCGAAAACAUUGUCUUUGACAACUCUGGAAGUAACCUCAGAGGUAUGAAUAUCCACCAGUCAAGGAAAGUUAUGGCAGAACUAGAUGAAACAUUAAGACGGCGACUAUGUGUACGUUUUGUAGAGUUGUUCGGCGAAGAUACCGAUACCGAAGAAAUGGCGAAAUGCCUGAACAGAGCUGAACCAGAAAAGACAACAAGUCCCUUGCAUUACACCGCAGUUGGCUGGGAUACUGAAGAUGUUCUGGAGUUAACAGCCUCUCCAUUAUGGUCGGGCGACGAACUAGUUGUGCCGCAACCCAAGCGAAGUUGGGAAUGUCCUCCUACGCCACCCCUGGCAAAAAUAUUACUUAGUUCAACACCAGAGGUAUGUGACCCACCAGUUAAGACAAGUAAAGAAAGCAUGGUAGAAAGUCGAGUGGACGUAGACCCAGCGGCACGCCUGCAGCGACAUGGAUACAAUUUGUCGAAGUGGUCGAAAGGUUAAAGGCAUCGGUUUAAGGCCACUCUAGAUGGUGAGGUAUGGUUGGUAAGGAUAAUUAAAAGUGGUGCUAUACGUAUAGAUCCGUUUUCUGAAAGGAAGGAGGGAGUGUAACAACCAAAAUUGUAUCUAUUAAAAAUUUGAUUGCUCCAACGUCGUGGGUAUAGUCACAUAUCACUCAACAGGCAUUACUCACUUGAAUUGAUUAACUCAAAGAUUCCUGUAUUAAAAAAAAAUAAAAUUUGUUAAGUAGUGAUAAAAACAUUAACAAACUAACUCACCGCAAUCCAUUGCCGGCAGUAACAUAAAUUUGCACGGAACAAACUAAUUUUAAAAUAAAUUUUCACUAUCACUUGAAUAAACACGUUGACCAGCACAACAUUUUAUUGGAAAAAACAAAUAAGAUCAAAACAAGAUGUUAAUAACGAGACCUGUCAAACUAAGAAAGCUUUUGCUCAAAGGUGUGGAACGAAAGCAAAGCUCAGUCAAAAACAAUUCCUAACUUCCACAUGAAUUGGAGAUAGAAUUCGCCGUAAAGCGGAAUUUUAACUGGUGCAUUGCAGUGGGAUCAGCUAACGAGCUUUGAUCAAUGGUCGUUGAACUUUAACGUAGCUACAGCUGAUACCGUUGACCGUUGACGAUAUAAAAUUGCGUGCACCAGGAAGAAGGCUUCUUGUUCGGUUUCUACGCAGUGACAUAGCUAUAGUUUAACACUAUCGAUUUCGGUAGCGGAGGUGCAAGUAACUGACUACUGGAUAUUGGAUAAAUAAAAUUUUAUAAAGAGAAUUUAAUAUUAUAUUAU
Teleopsis dalmanni is the source of this 1303-nucleotide messenger RNA. RefSeq lists its product as uncharacterized. Lineage: Eukaryota; Metazoa; Arthropoda; Insecta; Diptera; Diopsidae. Bases 4 to 507 code for a protein of 167 amino acids. The transcript has 2 exons. The record is from RefSeq and is a predicted model, not a curated record.